Molecule: messenger RNA, 1686 nt
Organism: Alternaria ethzedia
Lineage: Eukaryota; Fungi; Ascomycota; Dothideomycetes; Pleosporales; Pleosporaceae
Exons: 3
Coding region: 1-1686 (561 amino acids)
Biological process (GO): ergosterol biosynthetic process
Cellular component (GO): endoplasmic reticulum membrane
Molecular function (GO): Delta24(24-1) sterol reductase activity
Source: RefSeq, a predicted model, not a curated record
AUGUCAAUGCGAGUGACGCGGUCGCAGGCCGGCAAGACGCCCCAAAAGCCUGACCGUCCUGGCUUUGUCGAGACCCCCGGGCGCAGAAAGUCGCAACGCAAAUCGCUUGCGUCCGAUGUCGACGACGGAUACGAAUCAACGCCCGAGCCAGAGAACUUCUUGAAGCCUCUCCGAUCUGGCGACAGCGAUGUGAAGCACGAAGUCGAGGAAAAGAGCAAUGGCCAUGCCAACGGAAACGGACACGCCAACGGCUACACGAAUGGACACACCAACGGGAACGCAAACGGGCGCCCAAAGAGCGAAAAGGAGAUCGUCGAGCUGGACUACAAGAUGGAGGCGGAAAAGUUCUUCUCGCCAAAAGACAAGUCCGGCCUGCACGAGUUCGGAGGCGCCAUUGGUAUGAGCAGCAUGAUGAUCUGCUUCCCAGCGCUCAUGUACUACAUGUGGAUUGGAGCGACCUUCUACGACGGCAAAUUCCCUACACCGACCGCGGGCCAGAGCUACGGCGACUUCUUUGGACACAUGUGGUAUCUGGUCAAGACCGAGGCGUUCCCGAACAACAAAGCGUGGCAGAUCUACUGGUUCUUCGGACUCAUGCAGAUGGCCUUCUACAUGCUCAUGCCGGGUGUCUACCGCAAGGGCAAGGCUCUGCCUCAUCUGGGUGGAAAGCAGUUGGACUACUACUGCUCGGCCAUGUGGUCUUUCUACUCCAGCAUUGUCAUCAUGUUGACGCUCCACUUCACUGGUGUCUUCAAGCUGUACACUCUCAUCGACGAGUUCGGCCACAUCAUGAGCGUAGCCAUCCUUUCAGGCUUCCUCUGCUCGACAAUCGCAUACGUCUCAGCUCGUGUCCGCGGCGCUGACCUUCGGAUGACUGACAACCCCAUUGUCGACUUCUUCCUUGGUGCGGAGCUCAACCCCAGACUGUUCGGCAUUCUGGACUUCAAGAUGUUCCUCGAGGUCCGCAUUCCGUGGUUCAUCCUCUUCUUCCUUUCGCUCGGUACCUGCCUGAAGCAGUACGAACAGUAUGGCUACGUGUCCAUCGAAGCCAUCUUUCUGCUCUUCGCCCACUACCUGUACGCCGGCGCCUGCGCAAAGGGAGAGCACCUCAUCAUCACAACCUGGGACAUGUACUACGAGAAGCUCGGCUUCAUGCUCAUCUUCUGGAACAUGGCUGGUGUACCUCUGUCGUACUGCCACUGCACCCUGUUCAUCGCCAACCACCACCCUUCUGAAUACCAACUCCCAACCUGGUUCACCGCCCUCCUCACCCUCGCCUACCUUGGCGUCUACUACAUCUGGGACACGACCAACUCGCAAAAGAACCAGUUCCGUCAAGAGGAGCGUGGUGUUGUUGAUGAGCGCACUACCUUCCCCUACUUCAAGUACGGACGCAUCGCCAACCCCAAGACCAUCCAGACAUCGCACGGCAACAAGAUUCUGGCUGACGGCUGGUAUGGCAAGGCGCGUAAGAUUCACUACACGUGCGAUCUGUUCUUCGCAAUCAGCUGGGGUCUUAUUACCGGCUUCAGCAGCCCGUUCCCAUGGUUCUACUCGGUGUUCUUUGCGGGUAUGAUCAUCCACAGGGCGCUGAGAGACAUUGAGAAGUGCCGGGAGAAGUACGGCGAGGCAUGGAAGGAGUAUGAGAGGCAGGUGCCUUAUUUGUUCAUUCCGUACGUGUUUUAA